GUUGAAUUCUCCUAUCCUCCCCUAAAGCCUGGUGAAGGACAUGACAGCCACAGUUUACCAGAAGAAUGGAAAUACCUGCCAUUUCUCGCCUUACCGGAUGGCGCUCACAACUAUCAGGAAGAUACCGUUUUUUUCCAUUUGCCACCGAGAUGUCAGGAUCGAACCACAGUGUAUGGCGUCUCUUGCUACAGGCAGAUUGAAGCGAAGGCAUUGAAAGUACGGCAAGCAGACAUCACCCGAGAAACAGUACAGAAAAGUGUCUGUGUUCUCAGUCAGCUGCCCUUGUAUGGGUUACUUCAGGCAAAGCUGCAACUCAUUACACAUGCGUAUUUUGAAGAAAAAGACUUCUCGCAAAUUUCAAUUCUAAAGGAACUGUAUGAUCAUAUGAACAGUUCCUUGGGCAGUACUUUGUUAGAAGGGUCACAAGUUUAUCUUGGUCUGUCUCCUCGGGAUCUUGUUCUUCACUUUAGACACAAGGUCUUGAUCCUUUUUAAGUUGAUUCUUCUAGAAAAAAAGGUAACGUUUUAUGUUGGUACUCAUGCCUUAUAUCACUUUCCAGGUAUGAUUGAACAUGGACUUACUGACUGCUCACAGUACAGACCAAGAAAGAGCCUCUCAGAGGAUACUGGCUUGCAGGAAACUACCCGAUGGUUAGAUAAUUAUGUUUCUGUGUCUUCUGCUGAUACUUCGAAUACAAACUUAAGAAUGGGAAAUGAAGGCAGAAAGAUGUCAGGAAACCAUUCAGUGGAAGGUCAGAAAAUGAAUGUGCCUUUCUCCCAGUCAGAGAAGACUUGCAAUGGAGCUCAGUCCUCCAGCAGUACUGUGCAGCGCUUGAAAGUUCCUUCCUACGCUUCUCCAGCGUCCUCUGAAAGUGACUGGGAGACCUUAGAUCCUAGCAUUUUGGAGGAGUCUAAUUUGAAAGAGGAACAUGAAGAUACAGCGUCAGAACAGGCUGAAAAUCUUUCGAGCAAAGGCAUGAGCUCAGAAAGCCUCCCAAUCACUGUACAGCCCCAGGCAAACACAGGACACACAGUGCUUGUUCCAGGACUGAUAUCUGGGUUGCAAGAGGACCAGUACGGUAUGCCACUGGCUAUUUUUACAAAGGGGUACCUUUGUUUGCCAUACAUGGCACUGCAGCAGCAUCAUCUCCUGUCAGACGUAACAGUGCGUGGCUUUGUUGCAGGAGCAACCAAUAUCCUCUUCCGGCAGCAGAAACAUCUGAGUGAUGCAAUCGUAGAAAUAGAAGAUGCUCACGUGCAAAUCCAUGAUCCAGAACUCCGGAAGAUCCUGAACCCGACAACUGCUGACCUGAGAUUUGCAGAUUACUUGGUGAAGCACGUAACUGAGAACAGAGAUGACGUUUUCCUCGAUGGCACUGGAUGGGAAGGAGGAGAUGAGUGGAUCCGGGCUCAGUUCAGUGCUUACCUUCAUGCGCUGCUUGCAGCUGUGCUGCAGCCAGACAAUGAAAAGACUUUGUCAGACUUUGGAACAGCAUUUGUAGCAGCUUGGAAAAACACCCACAACUAUAGAGUAUGGAAUAGCAACAAGCAUCCUGCUCUUGCAGAGGUAAAUUCUAGCCACCCAUUCCAGGGACAGUACUCUGUAUCAGAUGUUAAGUUAAGAUUGUCACACUCUGUGCAAAACAGUGAACGUGGAAAGAAGAUUGGAAAUGCAAUGGUUUCUACUAGUCGAAACGUUGUACAAACAGGAAAAGCUGUAGGUCAGUCGGUUGGAGGAGCCUUCACAAGUGCAAAAUCAGCUAUGUCAUCGUGGUUUUCCACUUUUACACAGUCAACCCAAAGCCUUGGUGACUAAACAAUGGUUUUGCAUGAUGCUGCUGAAUAUUUCAGGUGCAGUGCUUUCUCUGAGCUCUAAAAAGACUGCUUCAAAGCAUAGGAGUGGAGAUUAACUACCCAGGACCAAAACAAGGUAUAUGUUGCUUGCAAGCAGAUGUGGAAUAGUAUCAUUUGGUACUGAAGUAUAGAACAAUGAGUGUCUCCAUACAAUGGGAUGGCAUUUGCGGUAUAUUGGUUGUCUUUAAAAUUACUACUUUUCUUUAAAACUGAGCCUUUAUAAAGACAUUAGCAAGCAAGGCUUGUUGCAAGCCAAACGUGUUUGACUUGAGAUUUGUACAUUUUCUUGGAUGUUGAAAAUAUU
Messenger RNA from Apaloderma vittatum (bar-tailed trogon), 2157 nucleotides. RefSeq names its product AVL9 homolog (S. cerevisiase) (gene AVL9). NCBI's taxonomy places the organism in Eukaryota, Metazoa, Chordata, Aves, Trogoniformes, Trogonidae. The transcript has 14 exons. The annotation marks the transcript as partial. The record is from RefSeq and is a predicted model, not a curated record. Gene Ontology annotation, cellular component: cytoplasm.